GACCUCGUCGGGCCAACCCGAGUCCCCCGUACCCGGGUCUUACGUCUCCCCGACUGUGGGCUCUCCUUGCCGAAGAGGCCGCGACGGGGACCGGUGCUGCCGCGCCCGGGCGGCGAUCGCGGAGGACGAGGUGCUCGUGCGGCUGCCGCGGCACCUCGCCUUCGAGACGCCGCCGUCGCGCCCGCAGGGCGUGGCCCCCGAGCUCGUGCGGCUGCUGCAGCCCGUGGCCGAGGAGGGCGGCCCCGGGCAGCCCGCGGGGCGCGGCCUGGCCGUGGCGCUGCUGGUGCACCACGAGCGCAUGCGGGGCGCCGCCUCGGAGUUCGCGGCGUACCUCGACUCGCUGCCAGCAGGCUUCCCCACGAUGCCGCUGCUCGACGAGCGGCCGCCCUGGGGCCUGUCGGACCUGGACGCCGCCGAGGGCGACGGGCCCGAGCUCUACCGCGGCACGGGCGUGGAGCUGCUGGCGAGGGGCGGGAGCGCGCUCGCGGGGCCGAGCGGCGUGGCCAGGAUGCGCGCCCUGAUCGAGCAGCUGGACCCCGAGGGCCUCCACUGGCACCGGGCGCAGCGCGGCUGCGACGCCACGCUGCGGUGGGCCGCGGCGGCGGUGCAGUCGCGGGCACACGCCGCCGAAGAGGGCCGCACGGCGCUGGUGCCGCUCGCGGAUGCCUUCAACCACUCGGCUUCGUGCCCGAACGUGGAACUGGAGCCGCCCUGCGAGCGCGACCCCUUCUUCACGGUGCGGGCCCUCCGCCCGAUCGCCGCGGGCGAAGAACUCUUGCUGAGCUACGGGCCCUUCUCGAACGCCGAGCUGCUCUUCAGCGGCGGCUUCGUGUGCUCCCCCAAUCCGAGCGACUGCGUGCUGGUCUCCAGGGCCGAGCUCGCGGGGGCGGCGCGCGAGCAGUUGCAGGCCCGCGGCCGCCCCGCGCCGCCCGACCUGGACGCGCGUUGCGCGCGGCUGUGGGAGGCGCACUGCCCGGCGGGCGUACGCCUGGGCGCCUCGGCGCCGCUGCUGGGCGGCGCCGUGCCCGGCGGCGUGGUG
Messenger RNA from Prorocentrum cordatum, 1039 nucleotides. The record is from the annotation of a GenBank genome assembly. Lineage: Eukaryota; Dinophyceae; Prorocentrales; Prorocentraceae.